UGUCAUUGCAUUGCGAAUAACAAAACUGUCAUAAGUCAAUACUUUUCCAACACCAACAAAAUUGUUUUCAUUUUUAAGUCAACAAAGAAUAUUGUAUAAAUAAUUAAAGUAUAAAUAUAAUUAAUAUUUAUAAUAUCAAAAUAUGUUAAGUUCAAUGGUUAAAGAGCAUCAUGCUAGACAAGCUAAACGUAAGCAGGAGCAAGAAGUGCGACGUAAAGAAGCAAUUGAGGCAUCUAAUGAGGUAACGCAAGCAUUAGUAGAUCAUCUUAAUGUCGGCGUUGCUCAGGCAUAUUUAAAUCAAAAAAGACUGGAUGCUGAAGCGAAACAAUUGCAUGUCGGUGCCACCAAUUUUGCUAAACAAACACAACAAUGGUUGAAUCUAAUUGACAAUUUCAGUAGUGCUUUAAAAGAACUUGGUGAUGUUGAAAAUUGGGCACGUAGCAUUGAGGAUGAUAUGAAAAUUGUUCAGGGCACCUUGGAAAUAGCAUACAAAACUUCAAGGCAAAUACAAAACCCAAAAAGUAGCUGAGCUCUUUAUUCUCCUGAUUUACAUAAUAUAUAAAUAACAUAUAACUACGUUAUGGUAAUAAUAAAUUUUAAGACAGUUAAACUACA
This is a messenger RNA of Teleopsis dalmanni, 615 nucleotides long. RefSeq names its product biogenesis of lysosome-related organelles complex 1 subunit 1-like. The record is from RefSeq and is a predicted model, not a curated record. NCBI's taxonomy places the organism in Eukaryota, Metazoa, Arthropoda, Insecta, Diptera, Diopsidae. Gene Ontology annotation, biological process: endosomal transport. The transcript is spliced from 4 exons. The coding region runs from base 143 to 529 and encodes 128 amino acids. Gene Ontology annotation, cellular component: BLOC-1 complex.